This is a messenger RNA of Octopus sinensis (East Asian common octopus), 1911 nucleotides long. Its product is annotated as high-affinity choline transporter 1. Gene Ontology annotation, biological process: acetylcholine biosynthetic process; transmembrane transport; choline transport. Gene Ontology annotation, molecular function: choline:sodium symporter activity. The record is from RefSeq and is a predicted model, not a curated record. The transcript has 11 exons. Gene Ontology annotation, cellular component: plasma membrane. Bases 28 to 1803 code for a protein of 591 amino acids. NCBI's taxonomy places the organism in Eukaryota, Metazoa, Mollusca, Cephalopoda, Octopoda, Octopodidae.
GUCCAGUACACCCCCUUAGCGACGUGCAUGUAUGUCCAAAGGACCGACUUCUAUGAUAUAUGGGUUGUUAUAGUUGAUAUUUCUCUGAUGUCAUUAAAAUGGUCCAACUUCGUGUAUAGCAUCAGUGGCAGAGCUGGAAAUAAACUUGCUGCUGUGAUAAUGGUUGACGUCGUAGCAUUAGCAGUUGUAGUUGUGGCAUAUGCUUUUGUCUUUGUUACAGGUCUUUUGUUAGUGAAAUUCACUCGACGCAACCAAGAAUGUACGCAACUGGAGUUCGAGUUAGUUGCUGGAAGAAACCUUUCUGUUUUCCUUGGAAUUUCUACUAUGACAGCUACCAUUGUUGGCGGAGGGUUUUUAAAUGGUACUGCUGAGUCUGUGGCCACUUAUGGUUUAGUCUGGACAUUAGCCCCUGUAGGAAUCCUCUUUGGCUUAAUAUUUGGUGGACUCAUAUUUGCCAAAAAGAUGCGUGAAUGUAAAUAUAUGACGAUGUUGGAUCCAUUUCACAAAAAGUAUGGCUCUCUGAUGGUUAUUCUGAUUUACCUAAUAGCCCUGUUUGGAGAUCUUCUGUGGUCAGCUUCCAUUCUUAUUGCACUUGGAACCAGUCUGGGAAUAAUGACCGGCAUUAAUACAAACGUAGCAAUUGUGAUAUCAGCCCUUGUAACUAUUGUUUAUUCUGUCAGUGGUCAGAUGUUUGCAAUUGUUUAUACAGAUGUUAUUCAGCUGGGAUUUAUUAUUAUUGGAAUGUCUGUGUGUACUCCAUUUAUACUUUUGGAUGAAAGAGUAGCCAGCAUCUCUUCAACAAAGAACAAAUGGCUUGGUUCUGUAUCAAAAGAUGAAAUUGGUGUUUGGACUGAUCUUUUCAUCACUAUGACUUUUGGAACAAUUCCUUGGCAGUCAUUUUUCCAGCGAGUCCUGUCAAUGCAAAGUGCUUUUUACUCUCAGGUUUUGUCCUUCUCCGGUGCUCUGUUUGCAGUUAUUCUUGUCAUUCCUGCAGUUCUGAUUGGAGCUGCUGGCAUAUCAGCAGACUGGAAACAGACAGAACUUGGUGUGUCUCCAAUACUUGUAAAUCAGAGUUAUAUGAUACUGCCAUAUGUUAUUAAAGAGUUUACUCCUAGAAUUCCUUGUUUACUUGGUAUGGCUGCUAUAUCUGCUGCGGUCAUGUCUUCAGUGGAUGGAGCUUUCUUUGGUUCUGGGUCUAUGUUUACAUAUAAUAUCUACAGAGAGGUCAUUAGAAAAAAUGUUUCUGAAAGAGAACUAUUGAUCGUGCUGCGGAUAGCUGUCAUUCUAAUUGGAACAUUAUCAACACUUGUUGCUAUAUACAUUUCUACUGUUUACGGACUUUUCAUCCUUGCAUCUGAUUUCGUCUUUGUCAUCAUCUUCCCUCAACUGAUUUGUGUGGUGAUGUCGAAACAGUCAAACACAUACGGAGCUUUGGUCGGCUUCAUUCUAAGUCUCAUCCUACGACUGGGCGGGGGUUCAUCUGAUUAUUUAGACAUUCCUCCUUUCAUCCACUUCCCAUUUUACAGCAAGGAGAAGGGACAGUUGUUUGCCUUCCGAACAUUUUCCAUGUUAGUUUCUUUAUUUGCGAUAAUCUCUGUCUCCUGGACGUUCAAGUGGGUCUUUCAGAAGAAUCUGUUGUCAAAAAAGUGGGAUGUCUUAAAAUGUUUCACUUCCGCAUCGAGCUACUCCUUGACGAGUACCACAUCAUCCCGUAAUGCCUUGCCACUGACGCCAUCAACACCAGUUAUUGAUGGUAAUGGAAACCUCCCAGAUGGACUUAUUCUUAAUUGUGUCGAUGCCUGAAUGAAAAAAAAAAUCUGUCUCUCAAAUAUCACUAUUGUCUUAAUAAAAAGCAUAUUAGAUAAUAUAGUUCCAGGUGUGGCUGUUUAAAAGUGCAGAUGUGGCUAUGUG